This is a messenger RNA of Rhineura floridana, 1212 nucleotides long. RefSeq names its product mediator complex subunit 18 (gene MED18). The record is from RefSeq and is a predicted model, not a curated record. The transcript is spliced from 4 exons. Bases 387 to 1013 code for a protein of 208 amino acids. NCBI's taxonomy places the organism in Eukaryota, Metazoa, Chordata, Lepidosauria, Squamata, Rhineuridae. Gene Ontology annotation, cellular component: core mediator complex; mediator complex. Gene Ontology annotation, molecular function: transcription coregulator activity. Gene Ontology annotation, biological process: termination of RNA polymerase II transcription; regulation of transcription by RNA polymerase II.
UCAAGAAAAAGAUGGCGAUGCCCACAGUCAGAAUGCGGAAAGCGCAUGCGCUUUUUUUUUGGCCGUGCGCGCAUCCUCCGCCUGAAGUUGCCCAUUCAGCCGGGUUGGAGAUGAAGAUCUUGCCUUGCUGAUACUAAUUAAGUCCGGGGCUUUGAGGCCUACACUUUGGGCAUUUGCAGUCCUCCUUAUCCUCCUCUCGUAGUCCUGAUUGAGGACAGUUGCAAUUCUCCAUGUGUUGGAGGUUUCUUUUUUCUUUCUCUCUCUCUUCCCCCCCAUCUCCCUAUGAAGGUUGUGCCUCUGGAACAAGGGGAAUCGUUUCACCGGGUUGUGAUGUGAAACAGCGAGUUCUUUGAACGUUCACUUUGUGUCUUCCGAACAACAAUACCAUGGAGGCCCCUCCAGUCACCAUGAUGCCUGUCACUGGUGGUACUAUUAACAUGAUGGAAUAUUUACUUCAAGGGAGUGUUUUGGACCAAAGCCUGGAGAGCCUUCUUCAUCGACUUCGUGGCCUAUGUGACAACAUGGAACCAGAGACCUUUCUGGAUCACGAGAUGGUGUUUCUUCUGAAGGGGCAGCAGGCCAGCCCAUUUGUCCUCCGCACGCGACGCUCCAUGGACAAACCUGGCACUCCUUGGCACUUGCGGUAUCUUGGGCAGCCUGAAAUGGGCGACAAAAACCGUCAUGCCUUGGUACGCAACUGUGUAGAUAUUGCCACCUCUGAGAACUUGACGGACUUCCUGGUGGAGAUGGGCUUCCGCAUGGACCAUGAGUUUGUGGCCAAGGGGCACGUAUUCCGCAAGGGCGUUAUGAAGAUUGUGGUGUACAAGGUUUUCCGCAUCUUGAUUCCAGGAAAUACUGAUAACAUCGAGCCCUUGUCGCUCUCUUUUCUUGUUGAGCUCAGCAUUGUAGCACCAGCAGGACAAGACAUGGUUUCUGAUGACAUGAGGAGUUUUGCUGAGCAGUUGAAGCCCUUAGUUCACUUAGAGAAAAUUGAUCCUAAAAGACUGAUGUGAACUAGAUGGCAGACAGCUAAAGCUUCAGUCCUUGCUGUUACAGAGAUCGAGGGAUUUCAGAAAGCUUUAAUUAAUACAGAGAAAGUUACUUUGCCCAGACCUCUUCAAAGAAAACAAAAUUAGGGAGAUUGGAUUGGUAUCUUAUUCAGUAAUAUAUGGAUUACUGUCCAGUGAUUCCAAAUAAACUUAGUGUUGCAUU